Fusarium graminearum PH-1 is the source of this 3525-nucleotide messenger RNA. RefSeq lists its product as uncharacterized. The record is from RefSeq and is a predicted model, not a curated record. The transcript has 2 exons. Gene Ontology annotation, molecular function: DNA-binding transcription factor activity, RNA polymerase II-specific. Gene Ontology annotation, biological process: regulation of transcription by RNA polymerase II. Lineage: Eukaryota; Fungi; Ascomycota; Sordariomycetes; Hypocreales; Nectriaceae. Gene Ontology annotation, cellular component: nucleus. Bases 1 to 3525 code for a protein of 1174 amino acids.
AUGUUAACGCCCACCAUCGCCGCGAAAACCAGCUUUCUCUACGCUGCUGGAAAUACCCCAGCAACCAGCUUGACCCGAUCCAAUCCUCACGGUCAGGACGUGGAUAUUCUGUCACUGGGAUGUGGUGACUUGCGCAACGUUCUUUACACAACAUAUCUCGAGAAAGAACUUCACCCAGCUCGCAAUGCCUUUUUUCUGAUUUUCCUUCUUGACGAGGACUGCAAACUCAGCAAUGAGCAGCUUUGGAAUGUCUACUACCAUUUUUAUGUCGAUGAGAAUACUGCUGCUGCUGUGCUGCAAACCGCCACCAAGCUACUCACGGCAUCCAAGUCCCUCGAUGAGUGGAACACCAGCAAUUUUGCCAAGUCCAUCAAGUUUUGCGAUGCCGACACACUGUCAGAUGUCCGACGAGUCUGGAUGACUAUAAAAAAUGCAGCAGCCAAGUGCCAAUCGGGAGACUACAUGGAGACAUUUCAGCAGAAUGUCAAGCCGUCCAUGGACCACCACAACGAGAUGUUCGGUGAGACAGGUGCUAAUAUCGCGGUCAUGCGCUCUGCGGCACCUUUAUCCCUGCAGGCAGGAGUAAAGUUGAUAGAGAUGUCUCGACAGUACUGGAAAGAAGGUACGGUCACGCCACGACAGGCCACGGACAAGUCACCAAAUCCACUCCUCGUCAGUCUCCUCUCUGAGAACAGUCUCCUACACUACGGAAGUGAUCCCAUCAUGGGUUUUCACCUGGCCACUGCUUAUGCCGCUCUCCUGGAAGGAUCCCCUCUGGAACCCAAAGGCUCAGAACAAGACUUUACUGCCUCAGCUGCCGCCAAAACCCAGUUCAAUGAAUGGAUCUCUGCUUUCAAGUCGCUGAAAAAGAACAUCGUUAUCCGAUUCGCCAUUGCAGAUGCCUUGACUCUUUGUCACAACCUCCAGACCGCCCAAGCAACAGGAAAACCGGCCAAUCUUUAUCGACGAACCUGGGAUUCUCGACCACUGGUUUUGGACCCGAAGGAAUAUGGCAAGGGUGGCGCAGGGCCUUCCGCGUUCGAUAUGAUCGAUACCUCGAACCUGUCUGACCACAUCGGAGCUCUCAACAUUCUUAUCGCAGCAGGGCCCUUACUGAAAAAUGAGCCAUGGGCCUCCUUAUUUACAGAGCUGCUUCUCAGAUCUGAAAAGUCCAAGGACAGUGCUCUUGAUAAACUGCUUUGUGGCCAUGCACCCACCCUUUCGUUGCUGCUCGGAUUCAGUCCUGUGCAAUACUGGACCAACGCCAAGGUUGAGUCUCAUGUCGACGAGAUCUUGCUUGGAAUGAUGAACGAGAAAGAAGGAGAGACGCAGACGCGUACUCGAUUGGCGUGGAAGCGGAACAAUAGUUUUUCAGACCAAGCCAGUCAUGGAAAGCUUCACAUCGACUCUAAGCAACUGAUCAAAUUGCUCUCUCCCCUAUACGACUACAUGUUCGAAGCUGAGAACAUUGCAAAAGUCGAUAGUAUGGACAAUAGGUCAAACUCUUAUGGGAAUUUCAAUCGUGCAAGCUUCGCCGCUAUGCUCAAGAUCGUCAUGACACGAGUGGCGACGGAAUGGCCAACCAUGUGCUCAGCAUUGAUCGACUCUAUUUCUCAAGAACAUCGCUUUCUGCUAGCUAGUAACGGCAUGCAGGACUUUUGUCUCCAGCUUCACCUCCAUGGUGUAAAUACCGAGCCUUGGAUCAUACAGGAGAGCAGAUCCAUCCCUGAAAAUGGUGGUUUCAAUCGUUGGAAAUCACUUCCGCCAGCAGUCGCUGUCACAGUAGUGAUUCCUCGAAACGCUGUUGCCCGACUGUAUAAGCAUAAGGAAAAUGCCUUUAGGAUGGUAUCACCACCACUUAUCGGAUCAGUGCGGUCCAGCCACAAUGCGACAGAAGCAUGGCAAAACAUGUUUGGCGAUACCCAGAUUGCUUUUGGCCAUGUAGAAACAGAGAAAAUGCCAGACGAUGACGAAUUCCAAGUCAUUAUCGAAAGAGACCAGGCUGGCUGGGAUGGAGACUCGCCCCUUAUCGCGUCUUUCUAUGUCCCUACAUCAACCUUGCAGAAUGAACCAAAGUCAGCGCUGGUAAGCCUAUGUGUCCCUCCAACGGGGCAGAACUCAGCCAUCUUUGGACCUAUCCUUGGAAUGACCAUGGCCGUUUUUGAGACACGAAUCGACGACAAGUCAAGCGUAUUUGUAACAAAGCACCUGCCCGGUCAAGACACUUACCCUGUGCUGUGUGCGGCUGUCAAACCUCUCGACAAGGCAGUGAACGAGGGCCAGGAUGAUAAGGCGACAAAGAUGUUACUUGACAUACCGCCAUCAGAGUCUACUAUUACCACGAUCACAGGCCAUUUGGAUAUCACCUCGAAGAAAGGAAGGGAUCUGCUCAAGAACAAGGUUCCAAUUGAGUUUCGUCUACGAAACCCCUUUAUCGUUGACGUUAUAUUUGGCGAAGACAAGCUUAUUUGCCCUCUCAAAUUUCCAGUGCCUGUUACCAAGGAUGGGAUCAAGUCACGAGUUGCUCGAACAACGGGCUAUAUCGAGUUGAUAGCACCACUGGCAAAGCCAGCCUAUUCUCCGGAAUUGUUGAGCUUCCUUUAUCCCUCAGUAAUCUCCUCAAUUGGCGUCCCGGCAAGUCUGAACAUGUCGCAUUUGAACCUCGACAAUCUCCCAGUUCUUGAUCUAGAGAAUGAAGAUAGGAACCGGUGGAUGACGACCUUGACAUCACUGAUGUUCUCAUCUCGAGAGAAGUACCUGCGUGAUGUACGUGAUGAAAGCGGCAUCUCGCAUGACCCAGCGGUUAACUUCAAGGAAUCCAUCUUCACCAUGUUCAUGAUUGCUUCAGGUUUGCAGGGUGGGCAGACAGGCCUGUUUGCUAUCAACCACCCUGGACGAGGAGGUAUACAUAUGCUGGUAUUCGUAUCAGCCAUCAGACUUGACGGCGACGCAGCCUCAGUCGUUCUCGAUGCCGCUGUCAUUCCAUUCACAAUGGAUCUCGUCUCAUCUGGUAGAAUGGAAUCCUUCCUUCUCAUGCUCAGGGAGCUUGAGUGCGGUAGCGUCGCUGUGGACGAUGCUGAACUCGACCUUUGGAAGAAGGCACUUCCAUCGAUGGUAGAGCGAUGUCGCACUUGGUCACACAGCAAGAAAUGCGAGUACAAGAGAAAGGGAGCCACGAUACCACUUAGUACCAAAGAUGGCGAGCAAGUCUUGUGUUCAUGUGGAAACGGGCGUCUACCUGAAAACUUCGUUUCACUUCCUGAAUGGGCCAAUGCGGCACCUAAUGCUGUUAGGAUUGCCAUCAGCCCAACCUACGCAGUCCCGUGCAACGAGGAAGUCAUCAACCCGGCUGAACUUCCCCAAGGAACCCCCGUCACUCGAGUUGAGCGAUGCAGAAGCUGUGGAAAGCCAGAAAAUGAAGAAGGAGUAACGCUCAAGAAGUGUUCGCGUUGCCAAAAGGUCAAAUACUGCUCUGGUGAAUGCCAGAAGAAGGAUUGGAGGAAACAUCGAGCUGAGUGUAAAUGA